AUGAGUCACAAAUUGCUUCCUAUUUCAAGGUUGCACACUAUCAACAACUUUAACUUCUUUUUCCAUAAUACCAAACGAAGUCUCAUCAAGAGUCAAAACUUCCUCAGUAACCAAUUCCUAACUAGACAAGUGAAACUACCUCAUGUUGCAAAUCAAAAUAACACUACGCCACGUGUGAGGCUGCUACCCGACAGAGUACAUAUAAAGGAUAUCAAAGAUUCUUCUGGGUCAACUACCGUGUUGAACGUGGCAUCGAAAGUGCUUACUUGUCAAGAACCAGAAGCAAAACUGUCUCAAAGUUUAACCCAAGAGGAGAGUACCGGCACUGCAACGACUGCUACAACAUCAACAUCAACCUCAACAUCUGGCAUCCCAUUCAAAGUUUCACCUAAAGCUCCAAGAUCUACAAAAGUGGUGGAACCAGUAUCUAUUCUCGCAUCCAAAACAGGAUUACGAGACGAACUCAGAGCUUACGUUAAACUCACAAAACCAAACUUGACAGUAUUGGUAACAUUAAGUUGUAUAUGUUCGUAUGCCAUCUCACCCUUGAGUGUCUCGUUUCUUGAAUUGAUUUUCUUAACCACGGGAACUGCUUUAUGUUCGGGUGCCGCCAAUGCCAUCAAUAUGGGGAGAGAACCUGAUUUUGAUAAACAAAUGCCAAGAACCAUGGGUAGACCAGUGGUUAGAGGAUUAAUCACUCCACAACAAGCUUAUAAUUUUGCUGCUUUGGUAGGAACCACGGGGGUAGUUAUGCUUUGGUACGGUGUUAACCCCAUUGUUGCCUCCCUAGGUUUCUUCAAUAUUGUAUUGUAUGCUUGGAUAUACACUUCAAUGAAAAGGAAAUCGAUCCUCAAUACCUGGGUAGGUGCAAUUGUUGGUGCUAUUCCACCAUUGAUGGGAUGGGCCGCAUCAUCAUCGUUAUUACACCCAGGUGCAUGGUGUUUAGCCGGAUUGCUUUAUGCAUGGCAAUUCCCUCAUUUCAAUGCGUUAUCUCAUGGCAUUGCUCAACAAUACAAGCAAGCAGGGUAUGUAAUGACAGCAGCUGAGAAUCCCAAAUUAAACGCAAGGGUAGCCUUGAGGUACUCCAUAUUGAUGUUUCCCCUUUGUUUCGGAUUGAGUUAUUUUGGCGUCACUGAUUGGGUAUUUCCAUUUGAUUCAGCCAUUGCUAAUGGAUGGCAGGCUUAUUUAGCAUUCAAGUUUUGGCAGCAACAACUGAAGAAUUACAAAAACCCCAAGGGUCCUACUUCGGAAGGUAUAGCAUUGGCUGGUAUUCAUGCAAAGAAAUUAUUUUGGUGUUCAGUAUGGCAUCUUCCUGCUGUUUUGAUUUUGGCAAUGUUGCACAAGAAGGAUCAAUGGGAUAGACUAUAUAAUUAUUUAUUCUGA
Molecule: messenger RNA, 1383 nt
Organism: Lodderomyces parapsilosis
Lineage: Eukaryota; Fungi; Ascomycota; Pichiomycetes; Serinales; Debaryomycetaceae
Product: protoheme IX farnesyltransferase
Exons: 1
Coding region: 1-1383 (460 amino acids)
Biological process (GO): heme biosynthetic process
Cellular component (GO): mitochondrial membrane; mitochondrion
Molecular function (GO): protoheme IX farnesyltransferase activity
Source: RefSeq, a predicted model, not a curated record